AUGGCAGGUGCGAAUUCAACAACAGAAGGAAACCAGAAGAGGAUCACAGAAAUGUACUGCUCUGCAGAAUUUAUUGGAGAAGCCGACAGCGAGCUAAUCUUUCUCUCAGUAUUUAAUAGUUUAUUGUCUUUUACCGCAUUUUUGGGCAACGCGCUUAUCCUAGUCGCUCUUCACAAGGAAUCUUCGCUUCAUCCUCCAUCCAAACUCCUGUAUCGUAACUUGGCGAUAGCUGAUCUCUGUGUUGGUAUCAUUGCGCAGCCUGUAGAUGUUGCCAAUUGGAUGUCUGCGGUGAACGAAGGGUGGACUAUCUGUUAUUAUACAGAAUUAACAGCUUUCAUUACAUCUCAUAUUUUGUGCUCUGUGUCCCUGUUGACAUCGACGGCAAUAAGCGUGGACAGACUUCUCGCGCUUUUGCUGAUGUUGAAAUACAGGCAAGUUGUAACUUUGCGAAGAACAUAUUUAACUACCAUCGUUGUUUGGGUUUUUUGUAUCGCCGCAACAUCAAGUUACUUUUUGAAUCCAGUGGUGGUGCCUUGGUUUAUCUACACUGGUAUAUCUCUGUCUCUAGUUACCUCAAUUUUGUCUUACACGAAAAUUUUCUGCACUUUACAUCGUAACCAAAACCAAGUAAGGGACCUGGGAAACAUAAGCCAAGAAAUUCCACUGAACAUAUCUCGAUUCAGAAACGCAGUGUCCACGGCAUUGUGGGUGCAGGUGACACUGGUUGUUUGUUAUUUGCCCUAUGGUAUAACGGUAGCUUUAACGCCUCCAAGAGAGUUACCUUCAUCGAUUUACCUUGCCAGGCAAUUUGCGGCUACCCUAGUAUUCUUUAAGUCAACAUUAAACCCACUGCUUUACUGCUGGAAGAUCAGAGAAGUAAGGCAAACCGUCAAAGACAUCAUCAGAAAACAUUGCCAGAGUUGUUAG
Molecule: messenger RNA, 927 nt
Organism: Porites evermanni
Lineage: Eukaryota; Metazoa; Cnidaria; Anthozoa; Scleractinia; Poritidae
Source: the annotation of a GenBank genome assembly